Molecule: messenger RNA, 951 nt
Organism: Pseudomassariella vexata
Lineage: Eukaryota; Fungi; Ascomycota; Sordariomycetes; Amphisphaeriales; Pseudomassariaceae
Exons: 5
Coding region: 1-951 (316 amino acids)
Source: RefSeq, a predicted model, not a curated record
AUGUCGACCAAUGACCACAAUGGAUCAAUUGAUGCCAACGAAGUCUCCCAACGUGUGAAGGACUCGUCAAUCGAAUUGCGGAUAGAAAACAGUCCCAUCUCGACUGGCAACUCCUCGUUCCAUCGCACGGGAAUCGCGUUCCCAGCUGUUCUGCCAUGGCCAGCGUCUGAUCGAUCCUUCUCAAUUGACGAGGCAAAAGUCCUAGUAAUACUUUUGGCAGCAACGUCCGACGGUCUGCAAAGGGGCAAAGAGUUGGGAGCCACCGAUGAAGAUACUGCUUCAAUUUCAGUUCGGCAACAUCGUUGCCAGGUCAGUAUUACUUCACUUCACUUUUACGUUGAAUCCUUAUCGAGUCAUGUCUUGAUCCAAGCAGAAUUGCAUCAUCGACUCGACUCUCUCUCCAACUCAUCAGAAAUGCCAAGUCGCCAGAAAAGGGGGCAGUUACACUUUGGGGCUACCGCGGGGUUCGAUAGUUUGACAAUCGGGCCAAUCUGUCAACUCGGGGGCAUUCGCCGACGCCAAUCAACUCAAGUUCGUCGUUUCCAACAAAUUGUUAGUGCAGCUUAUUUUUGGGUCGUUACUCGCACGACCGUUUCCAGGGACUUGCUUCGUGGUCACGCGGUGUAUGAGGAUGCCACCUGUUCUUCUCUUACGACUGUCAUACAUGCGGCCCUCGAACUGCAGAAUCGUUCAGCGAUCGUCAUUCCAGUUGGAGUUCCUUUCGUCAUUACAUUACCGUCAGCUAUCCCAAGUCUCAGUCCACCGUUGCAACCUGUGUCAGCAGUCGUUCGGACCCAUACAAGUCGUCUGAGUGUUUUUAGACUAGCCUCAUCCGCCCGCUUUCUUUUUCCUUUAGUUACUGCGGAAACCUUCCCCGCACCAUCCGCUCAGGUCAUGGCGUACGAAUCUGAUGCUUUCGCUUUCUGCCAAUCGACUAAGAAUUCAGCCUAA